Molecule: messenger RNA, 1073 nt
Organism: Lathyrus oleraceus (garden pea)
Lineage: Eukaryota; Viridiplantae; Streptophyta; Magnoliopsida; Fabales; Fabaceae
Product: leucine-rich repeat extensin-like protein 1
Exons: 1
Coding region: 154-690 (178 amino acids)
Source: RefSeq, a predicted model, not a curated record
AAGUAGUGUAGCGUAGCUUAGAAAAGAAAGUGCCUAGUCACAACCCAACCUUUCUCAUCUUACACUCAUUCACCCCACUUUCUUUUUCUUUUCUCCGCAACACUUCAAACUCCACACUUUCCUCUCAUUGGUUUUCUAUCUUCCAAAUCAACUAUGAAAACAAUAACACUUUUCAUAAGAGCGAUGUUAAUACUCAUCAAUGUGUAUCUUCAUUUACCAACAACCGAUGCAGUAGAUCACAAUCUCAAAACCACCUCCAAGGAACAGAUCCAGUGCACAAUGUGUGCUUCUUGUGAUAAUCCAUGUAACCAGGUUUCAUCUCCGCCACCACCGUCACCUCCGCCACCUUCCUCCACAAACAACUGCCCUCCCCCUCCCGCUCCACCUACAUCGUCCGGUGGUAGUGGAAGUGGAGGUUCAUCAUACUAUUACUCUCCACCUCCACCACCUAAUUCUUACACUUACUCAUCUCCACCUCCUCCAUCAUCCAGCAGCGGAAGCGGCGGCGGUGGAACUUACUAUUAUUACCCUCCGCCUAGCAACAGAUACUACGGUCCAGCACCGCCGCCACCUAAUCCGAUAGUUCCUUAUUUUCCUUUUUACUACUACAGUCCUCCGCCACCCUCCGCCGCGUCUCGUUCUCUCUUCAAUCCAAUUGUUCUCUCAUCCUUCUUGCUUUUGAUACUUUGAUAGAAAAAAAAUGAAACCUAAAACGGAAAGGUUUGGAAUAACGGCGCAGAUUUGCAGAUCUAGAAAUUCUCAGGGAGUAGUGUUGUAACAGUGUUAGAGUAGAGAAGAUCUCGUGAAAGUACCAAUUUGCCCUCCUUCAAGAAGCAAAAUGCACGUGUAUAUCUGAAGUAAUAAUAAUUUGGACAUGUUUUUCUUUCUAAUCAUUUUUGUACUCUUUUAUUUAUGUUAAUUAAUUUCCUCUCCGAAUCAUAUAUUGUUAAUCUGCAAUUUGUUGACAAUUUUCAUUUUCCCUUAUGCAUGGAUACAUGAUGAUGAUCAAAUAAAUUGAAAUAAAUGUGUAUGCGACAAUUAAAAAGUGUAAUUGAAGUGGUUGAUUUCGGUUU